Galeopterus variegatus (Sunda flying lemur) is the source of this 1583-nucleotide messenger RNA. RefSeq names its product alpha-(1,3)-fucosyltransferase 5-like. Bases 1 to 1110 code for a protein of 369 amino acids. The record is from RefSeq and is a predicted model, not a curated record. Gene Ontology annotation, cellular component: membrane. NCBI's taxonomy places the organism in Eukaryota, Metazoa, Chordata, Mammalia, Dermoptera, Cynocephalidae. Gene Ontology annotation, molecular function: alpha-(1->3)-fucosyltransferase activity. The transcript has a single exon.
AUGGAUUCCCUUGGCUGGGCCCAGCUACAACGUUCAUGGCGCUUCUGUCUCACUGGUCUGCUACUGCAGCUGCUUCUGGCUGUGUGCUUCUUCUCUUACCUGCGCGUGUCUCAAAAUAAUGCCACUGGGUCCCCUAGGUCAGGGCUCACCAUAAUGGAACCUGUCACCAUGGCUCCCAGUGUGUCGGCGGGGCCCCCCACCCUCCCACCGUUGCUGAUCCUGCUGUGGACAUGGCCAUUCAACAAACCCGUGGCUCUGUCCCGCUGCUCAGAGAUGCAGCCUGGCUCAGCCGACUGCCAGCUGACCGCCAACCGCAGCAUGUACCCGCAGGCAGACGCAGUCAUCGUACAUCACUGGGAUAUCAGCUCCAGGCCACAGUCGCAGCUCCCACCUUCCCCGAGGCCACCAGGGCAGCGCUGGGUGUGGUUCAGCCUGGAGUCACCCAGCAACUGCCGGCAGCUGAAAGCCCUGGAUGGCUACUUCAAUCUCACCAUGUCCUACCGCAGGGAUUCGGACAUCUUCACACCCUACGGCUGGCUUGAGACAUGGCCUGGCCAGCCUGCUGAUGGGCAAGUCAACCUCUCGGCCAAGACCAAGCUGGUGGCCUGGGUGGUGUCCAACUGGAAGGCGGAUUCGGCCAGGGUGCAGUACUACCAGAUGCUGAAAACUCAUCUCAAAGUGGACGUGUACGGGAAGGCCCACAUGCCGCUGGCCCGGAAGACCAUGAUGGAGCAGCUGGCCCAGUACAAGUUUUACUUGGCCUUUGAGAACUCCCUGCACCCUGACUAUAUAACCGAGAAGCUGUGGAAGAAUGCCCUGCAGGCCUGGGCCGUGCCCGUGGUGAUGGGUCCCAGCAGGAGCGGCUAUGAACAGUUCUUGCCUCCCGAUGCCUUCAUCCACGUGGAAGACUUCCAGAGCCCCAAGCACCUGGCCGAGUACCUGCAGCUGCUGGACAAGGACCACGCCCGCUACCUGAGCUACUUUCGUUGGCGGGAGACGCUGCGGCCUCGCACCAUCAGCUGGGCCCUGGCUUUCUGCAAGGCCUGCUGGAAGCUGCAACAAGAAUCCAGGUACCAGACAGUGCCAAGCAUAGCUGCUUGGUUCACAUAAGGUGGGCAGCCUGGAGCCUGGACUGCUGGGGCCUCACCUUCCUGGGACCUCACCUGUGUGGGGCUUCACCUGUUGGAGUCCUUGGUUGCCAGAUAUCUCACUUAACCUGGGACAUCAUCUGCUGGGUGUCUCUGCUGCCAGAAACCUUGGCUUUGGGUACCUCACCUGCCAAGGCCUUCACCUGCUGGCUACCUUGUGUGUUAGGGACUUUACCUGCUGGGGACUUCAGCUGUUGGGGACUUUACUUGGUGGGGACCUGCUACCAGAGAUUUGUCUCACUGGCUGCUGCCUGCUAGGAGCCUCACCUCCUGGGGACCACAGCACUCAGCCCCUGGGGAACUGGCUGUCUUGGGGUCCCAACAACUAGUGACAGUUCUGGCUAAUGUGCUUGUGAUUAUUAUUGCUGUUGUGAACUGCCUAUGUGGUACAAUGAUGAUGUCACCAUUUUCCAGAUGGGAAUGUUGCAAGGAAAA